Parastagonospora nodorum SN15 is the source of this 1746-nucleotide messenger RNA. RefSeq lists its product as hypothetical. Gene Ontology annotation, biological process: regulatory ncRNA-mediated gene silencing; RNA processing. Bases 1 to 1746 code for a protein of 581 amino acids. Gene Ontology annotation, molecular function: mRNA binding. Gene Ontology annotation, cellular component: ARC complex; nucleus. The transcript is spliced from 3 exons. NCBI's taxonomy places the organism in Eukaryota, Fungi, Ascomycota, Dothideomycetes, Pleosporales, Phaeosphaeriaceae. The record is from RefSeq and is a predicted model, not a curated record.
AUGGCAACAACCGACACAAUUCAGAGGGCGAUCGCGUUGACCCAAGAGGGUCCAGCGAUUGAGGCCAACGACACCAACCCUGCGCAGUCUGCAGUCCUCGACCAUCCUGAAGGAGAUUCAAUCCGUCGUCAAGUUGAGUUCUACUUCUCCGAUGAGAACUUGCCGACGGACCUCCAUCUACUCCAGUGUUGCGGCGGCCGCGACAACAAUCCCGUUUCUGUCAGCCGCAUUGUCGGCUUCAAGAAGAUGCGAAGCUACAAGCCCAAAGCUCUUGUUGUCACCGCUCUUCGCCAGAGCUCAUUGCUCGAAGUCUCUACUGAUGGUAAGACUAUCAAGCGUAAGAUCCCAUUGCAGGGCAAGUGCGCCCUUGAUGAAGACUUCUUCGAAGAGGACAACGAUGUUGCGUACGAUCCACGCACCCGAAAACCCGCUGUGUUUCCUGUCGAGCCGCUGCCGCAGAAGAAAGCCGAGUAUCCCCCAGGCACAAGCAAGAACAUGAUGAAGCCGACUGGCUUUGAGGCUAACUAUAUUGAGCCACCUGUGAAGCCCGACGAAGCCGCAGAAGAAGAAGCCAUGUACAGUCCAGACAAGCCGUUCGUCGAGCGGAUCGAGUUGGCCAUUCAGCGAUUCAAGGAGAAGCGUCGCAUGCAUCAGGAUUAUGCGCAGGUCUUCGACAAGCUGAUGCAGAUGGGAGGCGUUGACUCUAGUCAGCGCAUCGCCCAAGGUCUGUCCAGGCAAGAGAUUGCCCAGAUGGGUGCAGAGGAGCGUGCUAUCGCGAGGGCUACUCACAGAGUGCCUUGGGAUCGUGCAGAUGAAGACCAUUGGUUGGUUGACUUCGCUUCUAUUAUUCGGGCUUUCCUUCCAAAUGCGGUUAAGAACGCCUGUCAAGUGCCUCGAUCAUUCUACAACUAUCUACGCUACCACAAGGUCUGCCCGGAGUACGACCAACAGCUGGAGGAGGCUUUAAAGAUCUGUGAUCUCGCCGAGAAAGAACUACCCAAAGUCUACGCAGCUGGACUUGCUCUCCCUGGCGAUUUCAACAAGUCAGCCAGCACCAUCUUCGGCGGCGCACACGCUGGCAUGUACACCGGUACUCAAUCGUGGGCGAACGAGAUAAGAUCGGAGGGCAUCGAGUUCGAAGACACUGGCAUCCGACAGGAAGAGGCGAAGAUCAAGUUUGCAACGGGAGUUGCUAUCUUGGGCUCAGAAGAACAGUACAACAAGGUAGAGGUGGAGGAUAUUAAAGUUAUGGAGAAAGUAUCUGCAAGCCUUGAGGUAAUCGACAUCCAGCUGCCCACGGAAGCCACCAAGGAUCAUUUCCAAAAGCAGAGCGAAGUUGUCCGACAAAAGCUCGGCCAACUUGAACCCAUCGGCAAGCUCCUGUGCAAGACCUGGAUUGACAACGACUGCGACGAAUGGGAUCUUCCCAGGGACAAGUACCACAUCGGCAAACCUCAGCGAGCUAGUGCUGGUCAGGACUACGGUUUCUGGGUUGAGGAGAGUGUGCUCAACGAGUGCUUCAUUGGCAUGAAGAUUGAUGCUACAGUCAUGAUUCUGGAUAUCGGCAUUACUAUCAUGGAUGAGGUGCAUGAGUCGCUGUGCAGCUUCUUUGCCUUCCUGCCAAAUGAGCUGUGGAUGGAGAGGAAGCCAAAAGCAUGGCACUGGCACAAGAAGGGCCUCGCCGAAGACGACGAGGGCGACAUUGCUGGUGAAGAGGUUGCGGAGGAUGAGUUCGAUGACGAGUAA